AUGAGAUUUUCCGGUAUACUUCCCAGUCGACUAUGUGAACAGCACAAAGCAAAGUUUUACCCUUUAGUGUCCAAUGAUAUCAAUGAAUCGUCCGCUAUUACAGACUUUGAUUAUCUGUGGGGCAGUGCGUUAGACAAAGGAAGUAGCAAGGAAGAUGAAGACCGGAUAUUAAAAGGAAUAUUUCACAAAGCCGAAGCAUUACAAGCAUACAUAAAAGAGGAAGCCUACCGUAGACCCCCACACAAGACAAAGUUCACUAAUAACAUAGUACGUGAACACAAAAAGACAUAG
Arabidopsis thaliana (thale cress) is the source of this 291-nucleotide messenger RNA. RefSeq lists its product as uncharacterized. NCBI's taxonomy places the organism in Eukaryota, Viridiplantae, Streptophyta, Magnoliopsida, Brassicales, Brassicaceae. The transcript is spliced from 2 exons. The coding region runs from base 1 to 291 and encodes 96 amino acids. The record is from RefSeq and is marked reviewed.